AUGCUGCAGAGUAGUGCUCCCCAUCAUGUAGAGACCCUCUUUUCGCAGUUGGAGUGCAGCGCGCGAAAUCCUAUGCGUCUCUACCGUCAACUCCUGCAACGCGCCGCUGCGCAGCUGGACGUUGUGACAGCUGACGCGGGUACGCUACGCGCGAUGGUUCACCUCUUGCAAAAGCAACAGUGUGAGCAGAAGAAGUACAUCUUCCACCUUGAGACGCAGCUUGAGCAGGCGCGGGCGAGACGUGAACGGCAUGAUACCACAUGCAGCAUGCCAUGGAGCACGAAGAACGGACGCACCGGUACAACAAUGUCUUCAUUAUCAUCAUCGUUAUAUGGUGCCUGCGUGGGGAAGCAGCAAUACCAAUGCCGGAAGCCGCAGCAGCAGUGGCGAAGAGGAGGUGAUGAUAGUUGUCUCUCCACGUCGCGGGAAUUGCGGGGCAUUGGGAGUAGGCGUUUCACCUCACACUCGGCUCUCGAACUUGCUGGCGAUUCAUGCGAAGGCUCGUCACCACCACGACACCCAUCGCCAUUGGCAAUGCCGGCGUCGCUGCCGCCAUCGCAAGAAUCUGAUGGGAGUAAUGCCUGGGGAGCGGUGGAUGCGGGUGAUGAGGCACUGCUGGAAUGGGUACUGGGCGACGUUUUGCUGCUCUUACUUGACGAUUCUGCUUCGGCGAGUAGCGCAGCCUAUGGAGCGGCAGCUGCGCCGUCCCGCCCAUUAGCGGGAAACGUCAAAACAAUGUACGACACAGUCAUGACAUCGAUUCGGAUUUUGAAGGAGCGUGAAGGCGCAUUGAAAAGUCGCCUACAGGAGUUGGAAGAGACUGUGCGUCAAGAGAUGCAGCGGCGGCGACUAGAACUCCUUCGUGCAGAAGAGCAGGACAUCACGUUUGGAGUCCCCCCGGACCGACGUGAUCCGCACAAUAUUAGUGAUAGAUACGAAUAUCAUCAUCCUCUUGGUCAGGAUGUGGUUGUCAAAGCAGCUGCAGCUUCAGCUGACGUGUCGGAAGUUACGAACGCGCACCACACCGUGACGUAUUCCACCACUUCCGGCUCCCCGUCUUCUGUGGACCCCGUCGAUUCCAACAGCGGCACUAUGCGUAUCAGAAAGACAGCGAUGGAUUCAUCAUCAGCUUCUGAAAUGAUUCAAGAUAAAAUGCACGGCAUGCUUCUUCACACGGACGACGGUGAUGACGAUGCCGACGAUGUGAGUCUGAACGAUCUGGCUGGUGAGACGGAGCUCUUGGAGUACCUCACGUGGAAAGACUCGUUUCUUGAACAACUCCUUCCCUCAAUGUAG
Molecule: messenger RNA, 1296 nt
Organism: Trypanosoma rangeli
Lineage: Eukaryota; Euglenozoa; Kinetoplastea; Trypanosomatida; Trypanosomatidae
Exons: 1
Coding region: 1-1296 (431 amino acids)
Source: RefSeq, a predicted model, not a curated record